This is a messenger RNA of Orycteropus afer afer, 1717 nucleotides long. It is a transcript of the gene TAPT1, whose product is annotated as transmembrane anterior posterior transformation 1. Gene Ontology annotation, biological process: positive regulation of cilium assembly; maintenance of protein localization in endoplasmic reticulum. Lineage: Eukaryota; Metazoa; Chordata; Mammalia; Tubulidentata; Orycteropodidae. Gene Ontology annotation, cellular component: endoplasmic reticulum membrane; ciliary basal body. The record is from RefSeq and is a predicted model, not a curated record.
UUGUGCUCGGAACAUGGCGGGCGUUGGCGGCGCGGCCGCCCCGGGAGAAGGCGGCGGCGGUGGUGCGGACGGCCCGGAGCGAGGUGGCCGCGGCGAGGCGGAGCAGCCGGGCGGCAGUGGCGGCCAUGGGCCCCCGCCAGCGCCUCAGCAUACCGAGACGCUGGGCUUCUACGAGAGCGACCGGCGACGCGAGAAGCGCCGUAGCCGUGCAGACCUUUCAUUGUUGAGGUUCCUCAGUGCUGAACUAACAAGAGGGUACUUCCUUGAACAUAAUGAGGCCAAGUAUACAGAAAGAAGAGAAAGAGUAUACACUUGUAUGCGAAUACCAAGAGAAUUGGAAAAGCUCAUGGUGUUCGGAAUUUUUCUGUGCCUGGAUGCGUUUCUGUAUGUGUUCACACUGCUUCCUUUAAGAGUUUUCCUGGCCCUCUUUCGACUCUUCACAUUGCCUUGCUAUGGCUUAAGGGACAGACGUUUGCUUCAGCCUGCCCAAGUUUGUGACAUUUUGAAGGGUGUCAUUUUGGUCAUCUGCUAUUUCAUGAUGCACUAUGUGGACUACUCCAUGAUGUACCAUCUGAUUAGAGGGCAGUCCGUCAUCAAGCUCUACAUCAUCUACAACAUGCUGGAGGUAGCUGAUCGUCUGUUUUCGUCAUUUGGGCAAGAUAUAUUGGAUGCUCUCUACUGGACAGCAACGGAGCCUAAAGAAAGAAAAAGAGCCCACAUCGGGGUGAUUCCUCACUUUUUCAUGGCCGUUCUCUAUGUCUUUUUGCAUGCAAUUCUUAUAAUGGUUCAAGCAACAACUCUCAAUGUAGCUUUUAACUCCCACAACAAGUCACUUCUUACUAUCAUGAUGUCUAAUAAUUUUGUUGAAAUUAAAGGAAGUGUUUUCAAGAAGUUUGAAAAGAACAAUCUCUUCCAGAUGUCCAAUAGCGAUAUUAAGGAACGAUUCACAAAUUAUGUGCUGUUAUUGAUAGUGUGUCUAAGGAACAUGGAACAAUUUUCUUGGAAUCCAGAUCAUCUCUGGGUGUUGUUUCCAGAUGUCUGCAUGGUGAUAGCAUCAGAAAUUGCUGUGGACAUUGUAAAACAUGCUUUCAUCACCAAGUUCAAUGACAUUACUGCCGAUGUCUACAGUGAAUACAGAGCCAGCCUUGCCUUUGACCUUGUUAGCAGCCGACAGAAAAAUGCGUAUACUGAUUACAGUGACUCAGUGGCACGGAGGAUGGGGUUUAUUCCUCUCCCACUAGCUGUUUUACUCAUCAGAGUUGUGACAAGCUCAGUUAAAGUACAAGGAAUCCUGUCCUAUGCCUGUGUCAUACUCUUCUAUUUUGGGUUGAUCUCCCUGAAAGUGCUAAACAGCAUCGUGCUGCUCGGGAAGUCAUGCCAGUACGUGAAGGAGGCCAGGAUGGAGGAGAAGCUGUCCCACCCUCCCCCCGCCAGCACGCCAGGCAAACCAGCCAGUAAAUCCCCCAACAAAAGCUCAUCCCCUCAGAGCCCUGCCUCUGAGGAAGCCCUGUCUGCUUCAGUCACCAGCCAGCCUGCUCGUCCAAAGGAAAACGUCGUCCCGCUUCUUGUGACAAGCAGUUCUGACCAGUUCCUGACUACUCCAGAUGGCGAUGAGAAGGACAUAACACAGGACAGUUCCGAAUUGAAACACAGGUCUUCAAAGAAAGAUCUGUUAGAGAUAGACAGGUUUACAAUCUGUGGAAACCGCAUUGACUGA